AUUUAAUAAUUUUAUUUUUAAUAUUAUAAGUUUUUCUUUUACCGGAUAAACUGAAUCUGUUUUUUUAAUAAGUACAUCACUAUUACAUUUUACAUUACAUUACAAUUACAAUCAGCACUGCCAACCAUAAGAAAUUUGAACAUUCGUAAUCUGUUUCUGAUUAUGUGGAUGACAUUUCUGUGCUGACAAUUUCUUUCUGCUCGUCCACGACUGACUCCGAAUCGAGCGUUUGUUUACAUUAUGCGUUCAAAGUAAUUUUAUAUAGCUUUAUAAAAAAUUAAAGUUCAAUUUCAGUUAGAAUGGCGUCCGAAAAUUCAAGCAACCCUUACGAUAUUAAUGGGUCUAAUUUUAAUUCCGAAUUGUACAUUCAAAGAUUAUUAAAGGAAUGCAGUUUAAAACAAAUAAUGGAUCAUGAAGCAGAUACUGUUUUAGAUACACAAACUUUACAUUCUGACAUGCAGACAUUGGUGUAUGAAAAUUACAAUAAAUUUAUUGCAGCAACGGAUACUGUUCGCAAAAUGAAAUAUGAUUUCAACCAAAUGGAAGAAUCAAUGGAAAAGCUGGAAAAAAAUAUGGAAAACAUUACAAAUUUAUCUGAAAAAAUUACAGAAACUUUAUUACCUGAUAGGCAGAAAGUUAUCAAGUUAUCAUCAACUCACUCACUUUUGAAAAAACUACAAUUCAUUUUUAAAUUACCAGAAAAUCUUAAAGAAAGAAUCAGUGAGGAAAAUUAUAGUAAAGCUGUUCAAGAUUAUUUGAAUGCACAGCAAGUUCUUAAUCAGUACGGUGAUAUGCCAUCAUUUCAAGGAAUUCAUAAAGAUUGUGAAGAAAUUGUUGAGGAAUUGAAAACAAAAUUACGUACAGAAUUUCACAAAAGUGAAGCAUCAACAAAAUCACUAACCGAAAGUGUUGAUUUACUGUUGCAACUGAAGGAGCCAGCAGAUUUAUUGUGUGAAGAUUUUCUUUCUCAUGCUGAUGUACGACUAGCAAAUCAACUAGAUUACCUAAAAGAUAUGCAUGAAAACGAUGUUAUUGAAUUUGUUGAUUUUGGAAGUAAUGGUUUCUUAAGUGAUUUAUGCUUGGUUGUAGCCUCUUAUAAAGAUAUGUUUAUGAAUAGAACUCCACAAGAUGUUCAUGAAUUUAGUGAUGAUUUUGAUACAAAGGCAAUAUCACGAUUAAAUACUUUUGUAAUGAACAAUAUGAAAAAAUAUUUUGAAUUGGUUGCAAAAAGAGUAGAUAAUGUAGCGGACACUGCAGUACUUGUCAGAGCAUUAGAUCGAUUUUAUAAAAGAUUGCAGGCUAUGAAUGUUUUGUGUGAAAAUACUGAUUUUGCAAGGACUGGCACAGAAAUAGUAAUAGCUGCUGGUAGACGGCAAUGCAGAAAUCAUCUGUCUAACUUGAAACAACAUUUACACGAGACUUUGGCUAAGGUACGUCAAACUUUAGCAUCAAAAGUUUCUUCAGACACUGAUGGAGGUUUACCAGAACUACAAGCCAUGCUCACUGUGCCAAUUAUUGAAAAAGUUAAAGGAGUUUUACAAGAUCUUUUGGUAUUCCUUCAACCAGAACUGUCAUUUGGGCUGAAGCCUCAAUUUUUACAACGUUUUUGCGUCGAUGAAGUUCGAGAAGGUUUAGUUGUUGGAUUUUUACAUCACAUGACAGCUACUGCAAAUGGCUUUUGCACAAAUUUGGAUACUCCAAAGUUUCCUGCAACAUUGCUCCUGCUGUUGAGUAAAAUGUGCCUCGAGUUUAAAGACACCAGUGUACAAUAUCUAUUAACAUCAACGGACGAUUUAUUCAACAUUGAAGAAUACGCAGUGACCAAAAGUGAUCUGACCCUUCAUUCGGAAAUCAAUGAAAAUUUCCAAAAAGCAGCUCAAGAACUACUUAAUCAUUUCGUUAGGCUUCAAGGCUUGAACGUCUCGCAAAUGCUAAGGAAAUCGGUGGAAACGCGCGAUUGGCUCCACACCAUCGAGCCACGUACCGUCCGAGCCGUAAUGAAGCGCGUCGUCGAGGAUAUCACAGCAAUAGAGGCUCAAGUCACUGUGCUUUACGACGACAACGAUGGCCAAAUCGAUCGCAGUAGCGACAGCAGCCGAAAGACUCACAGUGUCUCGAGACAUCAGUACAGAUCCAAUUGGUCCAGUUACACUCCGAGCCAUUUGGAUUCCUCGUUUGUAUCCAACAUUCACAAAUUAUUUUCCGAACGAAUCGAGAUAUUUUCGUCGGUUCAGUUCAACAAAGCUUCGAUCUUGACGGGGAUCAUCAAGAUCAGCUUGAAGACUUUUUUGGAAUGUGUAAGACUGAGAACCUUCAGUAAAUACGGACUACAGCAGAUACAAGUAGACACGCAUUAUUUGCAGUUAUAUCUUUGGCCCUUCGUUAGCGAUGAAAAUUUGGUGCACUUUUUGCUGGACGAGAUACUCGGCAGCGCGGUGCAUCGUUGCCUCGAGCCCGUGCUGAUGGAGCCAAGCGUCGUUGACAUCAUCUGCGAGAGAAACUAAUGCGCUCCACUCCAGCGCGGUUUCGCAUUCAAUUUUCAAUUGGAUAAUAAUACGUCGUUCAGCUUCGUGUACAUGCGUCUGCGUGUGUGUAUGUGCUUGUGCACGACGACGUCCGAGCGCGACGAUGAAAAUUAGCGUAUUUUUCUCCUCUCCGGGUGUGCGUCUAUUACGAGCAAACGAGCGAAAGAGAGAGAGAGAGAGAGAGAGAGAGAUAGUGAGAGAGAGGAUAAUAUAUAUAAAGAGCUACUUGCGCAUGAAAAGGACGGCUCACGAUUUUGCUUUGCGCCGAGUUUGUGUUGUGCACAUAUUAUUCAUUAUAUCCCAAGAGGCCCCAAUGAAAAAGGUUGCAGCUCGACGACCGGAUGCCAUGUAUAAUUGUUAAUUCUAUGAGGACAGAGAUACGCACCGUGAACGGGGACUUUUCGAGAUCGUUUGACCAUUGACCUUUGUGUGCAAUGUACUGCUGCUACUACUGCCUCUGGCUGUAUUAGCUGACUAGCCAGAUGCUUUGAUACAAUUUCAAGCAUGUUGAAAAUAUCGAAUGAAAUUGAUGUACAUAUACUGUUGAAUUGGCAUAUUUCGAUCGUUGUAAUAAAGUAUUAAUUAUUUUAAGAUUUGUCACGAAUAAAGUUUUAUCGUCAAAGCCACG
Molecule: messenger RNA, 3153 nt
Organism: Trichogramma pretiosum
Lineage: Eukaryota; Metazoa; Arthropoda; Insecta; Hymenoptera; Trichogrammatidae
Gene: Vps51
Product: vacuolar protein sorting-associated protein 51 homolog
Exons: 9
Coding region: 300-2504 (734 amino acids)
Biological process (GO): endocytic recycling; Golgi vesicle transport; Golgi organization
Cellular component (GO): EARP complex; membrane; GARP complex
Source: RefSeq, a predicted model, not a curated record